This is a messenger RNA of Gavia stellata (red-throated loon), 324 nucleotides long. RefSeq names its product gastrin/cholecystokinin-like peptide. Bases 1 to 324 code for a protein of 107 amino acids. Gene Ontology annotation, cellular component: extracellular region. Gene Ontology annotation, molecular function: hormone activity. Lineage: Eukaryota; Metazoa; Chordata; Aves; Gaviiformes; Gaviidae. The transcript is spliced from 2 exons. The record is from RefSeq and is a predicted model, not a curated record.
AUGAAGGCAAAGGUGUGCAUCAGCCUCAUCCUCGCCAUCGUGGCAACCGCCUGCCUGUGCCGGCCAGCAGUGGAGGCACCGGGCACUGCGGGGGACCCCCGCUGGCUCCCCGCCAGCCUGGUCCGUCGGGACUGGCCCGAGUCCCUGUCCCAGGAGCAGAAGCACCUCAUCUCCCGGUUCCUGCCCCACAUCUUCACAGAGCUGCGCGACCGCAAGGGCUAUGUGCAUGGGGACGAGGGGACAGAGGCUCUGCAUGACCACUACUACCCCGACUGGAUGGACUUUGGCCGCCGCAGUGCUGAGGACUCGACCAAUGCUGCGUAG